GGUCCCGGUGCGCCGGUCCGCGGUGCCGCUCCGCCAGAUGCCAGCGAGCAGCGGCUGUGCGGUGCGCUAUCGCCCGGCUCCGCUUCACCCCGCAGCCCGAGCAUCACCUGAGCUUUACUGAACGGAGAGGAAGAAAGAAAAGAAAAGAAAAGAAAAGAAAGAAAAGUGCAGCUUGUGGCAAUUUGAAGAAGAGGUCCGAAGAGAAGGAAAGAGGAGGAGGCUGGGAGGAGGAGUAGGAGAGAGGUCAUCGCGCCCUGUCUUGAUCUGUCUCCGGGAAGAUGCUGCGAUCAUCCCUGCUGCCGCUUCUACUGGCGGUGGGGCUGUGCGCCGUCCGAGCUGGAAAAGUGAACAAACACAAACCCUGGAUUGAGACUUCUUACCACGGGGUGAUCACAGAGAAUGCAGACACUGUGCUGCUUGACCCCCCACUGGUGGCUCUGGAUAAGGACGCCCCUGUGCCCUACGCAGGUGAGAUCUGUGCUUUUAAGAUCCAUGGGCAGGAUGCGCCGUUCGAGGCGGUGGUCCUGAACAGGACGUCAGGGGAGGGCCUCCUCCGGGCCAGGCAGCCCAUCGACUGCGAGCUGCAGAAAGAGUUUACCUUCAUCAUCCAGGCAUAUGACUGCGGUGCGGGGCCUGGCGGGGGCGGCUGGAGGAAGUCCCACAAGGCGGUAGUGCACAUCCAGGUGAACGACGUAAAUGAAUUCCCGCCGGCUUUCCGGGAAGCCACAUACCACGCAGCUGUGACGGAGGGCAAGAUCUAUGACAGCAUCCUACAGGUGGAAGCUGCGGACCUGGACUGCUCCCCACAGUACAGCCAGAUCUGCAACUACGACAUCGUCACGCCUGACACGCCCUUUGCCAUCGACCGCAACGGAAAUAUCCGGAACACGGAGAAGCUGAGUUACGAUCGUCAGGCGCAGUACCGCAUCCUGGUGACUGCGUUUGACUGUGGCCAGAAGAGGGCGGAAGAGAGCGCACUCGUGCAUAUCGACGUCAAGCCCGUCUGCAAACCAGGCUGGCAGGGUUGGAGUAAGCGGGUGGAUUAUGAGCCAGGAACUGGCAGCAAGCAGCUCUUUCCCAAGAUGCACCUGGAGACAUGUGAGGGGCCGCUGUCCUCGGUGCGGACCACUGUGGAGCUGCAGACCAGCCACAUUGGGAAAGGCUGCGACCGGGAGACUUACUCGGAGAAAUCCAUGCAGAAGCUUUGCGGAGCCUCGUCGGGCAGCACGGACCUUCUCCCCGCCCCCAGUGCCUCCACCAAUUGGACAGCUUCGCUGCUGACGGACAGCGGGCGGGACAGCGACCUUAUCUUCCGCUUCGACGGGCGCCAGGCGGCCAAGAUCCCAGACUGGGUGGUGCCCCAGAACCUGACGGACCAAUUCACCAUCGCCACCUGGAUGAAGCAUGGGCCGAGUCCGGGCCUGCGAGCGGAAAAGGAGACCCUGCUGUGCAACUCAGAUAAAACUGAAAUGAACAGACACCACUACGCCCUCUAUGUCCAUAACUGCCGACUGGUCUUCCUGCUGCGGAGGGACUUCACCCAGGCAGGCACUUUCCGACCUGCAGAGUUCCACUGGAAACUGGAGCAGAUCUGUGACAAAGAGUGGCACUACUAUGUGAUCAACGUGGAGUUCCCCACAGUGAUGCUCUACGUGGAUGGUGUGACGUACGAGCCCUACCUGGUGACAGAUGACUGGCCAAUCCACCCAUCGCAGAUUGACGUACAGCUGACGGUGGGGGCCUGCUGGCAAGGUGGUGAGGUGACAAAGCCACGCUUCACUCAGUACUUCAGAGGCAGCCUGUCAGGACUGACAAUCCGGCCCGGGAGGAUCGAGAGCCAGAAGGUUAUUUCCUGUCUCCAGGCAUGCAAGGAGGGGCUGGACAUCAAUUCCCUGGAGAGCCUGGGCAAAGGCAUCAAGUUCCACUUCAACCCAGCCCAGUCCAUCCUGGUCAUGGAGGGCGAUGACCUGGAGAACAUCAACACAGCUGUCAGGAAGGUGUCCUACAUCAACUCACGGCAGUUCCCCACACCGGGCCUGCGGCGCCUACGCAUCUCCACAGCCGUGCAGUGCUUCGGCGAGGACACAUGCAUCUCCAUCCCGGACAUUGAGGCUGUGGUGAUGGUCCUGCAGCCCAGUGAACCGCAGAUCACCAUCACCGGAUCAGAGCACCUGAGCCGGCCGGCCCCUGACCUCCAGGACCCUGCUGGGCUGCUGCUCUUUCGGGACCUGCACAUCGUCAGCACCAUCAGCCGGGGCGAUGGCUCCGCCUACCGCACAGGUAUGACACCUGACGUACCAUCACCAGGGGCAACAGCUCCGCCUACUCAUCAUCUCAUGACACCCACAACAGCCCAUGGACCUGGGGUCCUGGAGGAGAUCAUCCACAACCUGGAUUACUGUGACCUCCUGGUGAUCGGGGAGGAGCUGCAAACGGAGGUGGAGUCCUUGCAGCUCCCACACGCUGCCCUACUGGGGAAACACCUCGACGCCACAAACUCCACAUCUGGUAUCUCCAUCUACGGCGUGGACUCCAUGUCCAACUACGAGCGGGUGAUCAAGCAGCUGAGGUACCACAACCGGCACGCAGCAGACCUGGGGGGCCGCAGGUUCAGACUCACCUGCUCAGAGCUCAACGGCCGCUACACCAGCAACGAGUUCAACCUGGAGGUCAGCGUGCUGCACAGCGUGCCCCCCCCGCAGCACAUAAACCACAUGGCAGCACAGCCCCAGUACCUGCAUGCCAUCCAGCAGCCGGUCGCCGGCCACAUCCCCAGCCACGCCCACAACUCCGCCAUCCCAAGCUUUGCCACCGUGGUGAUUGUGAUCUGCAUCGCCGCCCUGGUGGUCAUCGUGGUUCUGGGCAUAUACCGCAUCCACGUGGCCCACCAGCAGGACGCCAAAGGUGAACACGACAACAAAGACGAUGGAGAGAUGGAGUGGGACGACACAGCGCUCACCAUCACGGUGAAUCCCAUGGAGAACUUGGAGGGGACACAGGCUGCAGAUGAAGAGGUCAGUGAGGAAGAGGAGGAGGAAGACGAUGAUGAAGAGGAAGAUGAAUUGGAGGAAGAAGUCACGAGCGCAGAGUCUGAAGAAAGUGAUGAGGAGGAGACUCGGGGCCCCCAGGGGCCUCAUGAGGGCGACAGGAGGGGCCAGUUGGAGUGGGACGACUCUACAUUACCUUACUAAACACACACAGCCAUGUUCAGUAAACCUGCACCUGAUUCUAAGGCUACUGAUUCAUUGGCAAGACUACCAUCUUCCAAAAGGUCUGUUUUUCUGAAAAUCAAGCCCUUUACAAAAUGUACUCUGCUGAUCUGAAAUGUGUACGGCACAACAAAUUUGCUCCCAUAGAGACUGCAGUGUGAAUAUAGGCUAUUUUCCCUCUUCUGUCCUUCAAACAGUAACUGAUUAUGGCUGUCAAUCACUGUCGUACGUAAAUUAUAAAAAGACCACAGUUAAUAGGCGCACACAGUCACACCCUAAGCUUGUACUUGUAAUUUCAGGCUCCAUUUAGACAGCUGGAUGGCUGCAUUUCACACCUUCACUUCGGAUCACUACUUCCUACAGAAAAAAGUGAGGGUGCGUCGUCUUGUUGAAAACCCGUAGUCUUUGCCCAAACACAGUAAUUUGCUUGUUAGAAAUCCCCUCAGCAAUCUUCUGGGUGUAAAGUCACACACGAAAUAUUUGAAUUUGUUAAUUCUCGUUUCCCCCCAAAAUACCCAGUUGGUCACAGCGUCCAUGACGGGGGAAUGCGAGAGUCCACAAUGAUUUAAACAUCUUGCAAUGUAACCCCCCCGCGACCCCAGUUGGGAUUAAGCGGUGUUAGAAAAUGGAUUGAUGGAUGGAUGCAAUGUAACCAGGCGCGAACCGGCCAUCGGGAAGUUCAGGAAAUUUUGUCGGUCGGCAAAAUAUACCAAGGGGGAGGACUCCCCCCGGUCAGCGGCAAAAUUAUCAAAGUGAAGUGACGGCAAAUUCCCGGGCUGCUUUUUCUCCAGUCCGCGCCUCAUGUAAGCUGUGUCCUUAUGUGAAGUACCACGGGAAUUUUAAAAUAAUGUACCUUUAAUAAAUAUGGUUAAUUUAUUUGCAAUAUUUUAAUAUAUUAAAGCCGUUUUUUUUUCUUGCAGUUGAUUAUAUUUUACUUAUGUCGAUCUAAAUGUUAGAUCUCUUUCAAAUGUUUAUUUUAAUGGUAAUUCUAAAUCUGUAGAGAUGCGAGACAAAAACUCCGUUUAUUCACGCUGGAUUUAUAUAUGGUUUGAGAAUCAGACUUCUGCGGAAGCCUCCCUUUCCGUUGACAGCGAGGGAGGAGUGCGGCUGUACACUUUUAUAUACCGGUCUGUACAUAGCGUGUAGAGUAGCGUACCCGAUUCCCGUCUCACAAGCCUUCCCCCUGUCCAUGUGCAUCCACACGUCCCGGUCCCCUUUCUGUGUACCCAUGAUGCCGUGUGCUGUCCCGUACGGGCUCAGAUGAUCCAAGCGGAGCCGGCGCGGUUCCCGUGCACUCCCAGGGCGGACCCCUUAAGACCGCGCCGCGGUGUCGCCUGGCCGGAUUCGGAGAGGCUGAAAGAUCAUCACGAGGAGGCCGAAGCCCUUAUCGUCAGCAAUACUACCGGAGAAACACCCGUUACUCUCUGGGGUCUCUCCACCCGGAUCGGGACAGGUGUAGGUACGUGUAAGUCUGUGUCAGUGGUUUCUCUUUGCCAUCCGUGACCGUGACUCCCCCCUCCCACUUUUUAGACUCGGAUCCCCAAUCUCCGGCUCUUUCCAUACCGUUCAUUGGAUGCAGGGAGAUUUAUGUCGACUCCAUGUUUGCCAGCUGUCUGUUAGACGAGAAAAGGAGAGGGCGAAGUGCAGUGUCCCAAGCCUGUAAAAUGUGUAUAACGUUUUUUAAUUGCAGUUUCUCUCCGACUUUGUUAUGGGUUUCCUUCUGUUCCGGUGGUCACUACAGCACUGUACAUCGGCCAAAUAAAGAUCUGUUUUACAAUC
Brienomyrus brachyistius is the source of this 4988-nucleotide messenger RNA. It is a transcript of the gene clstn2a, whose product is annotated as calsyntenin 2a. Gene Ontology annotation, cellular component: postsynaptic membrane; cell surface. Gene Ontology annotation, biological process: positive regulation of synapse assembly; positive regulation of synaptic transmission; homophilic cell-cell adhesion. Gene Ontology annotation, molecular function: amyloid-beta binding; X11-like protein binding; calcium ion binding. Bases 279 to 3191 code for a protein of 970 amino acids. The transcript is spliced from 16 exons. The record is from RefSeq and is a predicted model, not a curated record. NCBI's taxonomy places the organism in Eukaryota, Metazoa, Chordata, Actinopteri, Osteoglossiformes, Mormyridae.